This is a messenger RNA of Aplosporella prunicola CBS 121167, 353 nucleotides long. RefSeq lists its product as uncharacterized. Lineage: Eukaryota; Fungi; Ascomycota; Dothideomycetes; Botryosphaeriales; Aplosporellaceae. The record is from RefSeq and is a predicted model, not a curated record. The coding region runs from base 36 to 188 and encodes 50 amino acids. The transcript is spliced from 2 exons.
UGCUAAACGACAUUUUGAUUCUUUGUACCACCAAAAUGGACAGUUCAGCUUGGGAGUACCAUAAAGAAACCAUUCGAGAUCUUUACCUCGUGAAAAACAAGACGACAAAGAAAGUUAUGGAAGUGAUGGAUAGCGAAUACAACUUCAAAGCCGAUAUCAAACAAUAUGGGCGCUGGUUCAAGAAAUGAAAUUUCCGGAAGAACCUUACCGAGAAAGAAUGGGUGGCUGUCGCGCGUCGCAUCCACAAGAGAAAAAGAGAUGACAAGGAGACCAAAAUCAUGUUAGAUGGUAUUCCCAUGUCAACUAAAAAAGUACAGAAAGCAAUUUCAAGAUACGGAGAAGAGACUAGGGAG